This is a messenger RNA of Vidua chalybeata, 1355 nucleotides long. RefSeq lists its product as uncharacterized. The coding region runs from base 1 to 1101 and encodes 366 amino acids. Lineage: Eukaryota; Metazoa; Chordata; Aves; Passeriformes; Viduidae. The transcript has 4 exons. The record is from RefSeq and is a predicted model, not a curated record.
AUGGCCGGCCCACCUCCCUGGAGCACGCGGUGCCCGGGAACAAGCGGUGAACCUGUUCUCCAGAGGAAAGCGGUGCCUCUCCAGGUGCCGGAGCUGCCCGGAGCUGGGAGAAACAACGGAGAUCAGCACAACUGGGUAUUUUUUUCCCAAGAUGGCAACAGAGGAGUGCUGCUUCCCAGUGUGCUCAGAGCUGACUCCGGCACGCUCGGGGUUCCUGGUUCCUGCUGCCUUGGUCAGAUGGAUGCAGCUCUGCAGUUCAUUUCUGUGGGUCCAGUCAGCAGCCGUUCUUACAGACCUACCUCUUGCAGAGAAACCCAGUUGGAUCCCUCACCACUGGCUGAUCAGCAGGAGGUUAUUGGAGGGCAGUGCCAGCACCUGCACUCUGCAGAGUGUAUCUCCACACUUGUAUCAGAUGGAAAAUCCACUGAUUUAAUCCCAUGGAACACCAAGCGCACGGCAACAGAGGCUGGCCGGCCCACGCACCCGAGAUACGGAGCCGUGUCCGGGAACCCGCGGCAGCAAACCCCGGCAGCACGUGGAAGCUACGCCACAGCCGGGCUCCCAAGAGCCGCGUGCAGCCGGGGAGAGCAAAAACCCACGCCGCAAUUGGCGCCCGAACGUGGUGCCGAGGCCAGCGCUGAGCUGAUCGCGUGGACGGAGGUUCACCGCGGAGCUUCAGGAACAACGCCGGGAGCCGCCACCGCCGGCCAGGGGCCGCGCCGCCGCCAAGGGGGGAGCGCCGCCGCCAAGCCAGAGCGGGCAGCGGUCCGCGCCGGACCACAGCUCCGUGCCGGACGGAAACCGAGAGCAGGGGCUCUCCAAAGUACGUCAGUGAAGUCUCCGUCGCCCACGGGGGACCAGACAGUGUGUCCCGCGUGGGACAGGAAGUGCAAACUUUCGCAGCCAGGAGGGCAGAAGAAAGGACACUUCCCGGGACUCCCGGACCCUGGUGGCAGCUUUGCUUUGCAGAGACUUCAGUCUGGAGGCCGAGGCCACGUGGUUGAUCCCUUUGUCUUCCCAAGAUGGAGGGCGGCCACAUGGCAGGGUCUCUUCUUCCCACAACCCCUUUCUGUUCUUUGUUCCCGGUGUCCCCGCCUUUGACCCAACCCCCACCUGCCUCCCUGUGGGCAUGGGCGCCGCCCCCUCGGGAGGUCAGGUUACUCCCUCACCCAUUGUUCCCCCUCGUGUGGGUGUUCCCUCCAGUCCUUUGCAUGUCGUCCCUGCUGAGUCAUCGACUCCGCCCUCCCCCACCGGGGAGAGCUCUGCCAUCUCCACCCCGCUGCCUGAGGGAGGCAGCCCCCGUCCUGUUGCCCUCACCCUGUCCCCAUCUUCCCAUGGGUCCCGGAGAUCCGGGC